Candoia aspera is the source of this 2501-nucleotide messenger RNA. It is a transcript of the gene DYNC1LI1, whose product is annotated as dynein cytoplasmic 1 light intermediate chain 1. The transcript is spliced from 13 exons. Gene Ontology annotation, molecular function: dynein heavy chain binding. Gene Ontology annotation, cellular component: cytoplasmic dynein complex; centrosome. The coding region runs from base 197 to 1792 and encodes 531 amino acids. The record is from RefSeq and is a predicted model, not a curated record. Lineage: Eukaryota; Metazoa; Chordata; Lepidosauria; Squamata; Candoiidae. Gene Ontology annotation, biological process: microtubule cytoskeleton organization; microtubule-based movement.
UGUCGACGUCGCUGAGCCUGCCGCCGCCGCCCGCUCUUGUGGCUCUCUUUCUCCCAUUGAAGAAAAAGGCGGCGGAGGUGGCGGCAGCAGCAGCGAGGACGCUUUGCUCGGUGGGGUCGAUACAGCAGGGGGAAGGGGACCCACGCGGGCCCCCGCCUCCCUCGCGGUGUUGUGAGUGCGUGUGCGCGCAGCGAAUAUGGCGGCGGUGGUAGGAGGGCGAGCCGGUUCCUUUCGUUCCUCUUCUUCGCCAGGGAUGAGUUCGGGCUACGGGGCUGCCGCCGCCGCCUUCGCCACAAAUAACAGCAGCGGUGCGGACACGCGAGCGGGGGUGGACGAGGACGAUGGGCAGAAUCUCUGGUCCUGCAUUCUCAGCGAGGUGUCCACUCGUUCCCGAUCUAAACUGCCUUCUGGGAAAAACGUUCUGCUGUUGGGUGAAGAUGGAGCAGGUAAAACUAGCUUAAUUGGAAAACUUCAGGGAAUUGAGGAAUACAAGAAAGGAAGAGGAAUGGAAUAUCUGUACCUAAAUGUUCACGAUGAAGACAGAGAUGAUCAGACAAGAUGCAAUGUAUGGAUAUUGGAUGGUGAUCUGUACCAUAAAGGGCUGCUCAAAUUUGCAAUAGAAGCCACCACUCUAAAGGAUACUUUAGUUAUGCUGGUAGUAGACAUGUCUAAGCCAUGGACUGCUUUAGAUUCUCUACAAAAGUGGGCAAGUGUUGUAAGAGAACAUAUUGACAAAUUAAAAAUUCCUCCUGAAGAAAUGAAAGAAAUGGAACAAAAAAUUGUUAGAGAUUUCCAAGAAUAUACAGAACCAGGAGAAGAUUUUCCAGCUUCUCCACAGAGGAGAAAUACUUCAUUGCAAGAAGACAAAGAUGACAGUGUUAUUUUACCUCUGGGUGCAGAUACACUAACAUGUAACUUAGGCAUUCCUGUAGUAGUAGUUUGUACAAAGUGUGAUGCCAUUAACCUUCUGGAAAAAGAACAUGAUUACAGAGACGAGCACUUUGACUUUAUUCAGUCAUACAUCCGACGGUUUUGUUUACAGUAUGGUGCAGCACUUAUUUACACUUCAGUAAAGGAAAAUAAGAAUAUUGAUUUAGUGUAUAAAUAUAUUGUCCAGAAAUUAUAUGGUUUUCCUUUCAACAUACCUCCUUUUGUUGUGGAAAAAGAUGCCGUAUUUAUUCCUGCAGGAUGGGACAAUGAAAAGAAGAUAGGAAUAUUACAUGAGAACUUUCAGACUUUAAAAGUCGGUGACAACUUCGAAGAUAUUGUUACAAAGCCACCUGUCAGAAAGUUUGUACAUGAGAAGGAGAUAGUAGCAGAAGAUGACCAAGUAUUUCUUAUGAAGCAACAGACUCUGUUAGCCAAACAGCCACCUUCUGCAGCUGGAAGACCAGUGGACACCUCACCAAGAGUCCCUGGAGGAUCACCCAGGACACCAAAUAGAUCUGUAACCUCCAAUGUUACCAGUGUUACGCCCAUCCCUGCUGGAUCUAAAAAAAUAGAUCCUAGUAUGAAAGCUGGAGCCACAAGUGAGGGGGUAUUGGCAAACUUUUUCAACAGUUUGCUGAGUAAGAAAACUGGAUCACCUGGUGGACCUAGUAGCAUUGGUAGUCCAGGAGGAGUAGGGAGCACUGGAAGUAGCAGCAACAGUAACCUGCCACCAUCUGCAAAAAAAUCAGGGCAAAAGCCUGUCUUGACAGAUGUUCAAGCUGAAUUGGAUAGAAUCUCACAAAAACCAGAUCUGGUUUCUCCAACAACACCUACAUCUCCCACAGAAGGUGAAGCAUCUUGAAGACACCAAAUAUAGCCAUUUAUUCAGUUCUUUGGGAUAAUUUAAACUUGACUCUGCCUCUUCAUUCAAUGACUGGAACUGGGGAACUGAAACACUUUCAGAAAAGGACAAGCAGAUGAUGUCUGUUGUGUCGCUCAACAUUGUAAAAGGGAAUUGUAUAGAUGAAAAUUAUUACACAAUAUAAUAUUGCUAUUCACAAUUCAAUGUGACAUUCAGAAGUCGCUUAUUCCUGAAUUUUGUUUAAAGUCAGUGCCAUUCUCUAAAUUUGAAGGUGUCCAUGUAAUCAUUUGAAAUCAAAAAGCUGCUUGAAGAGUUGGCAAAAUGAUAUGCAAGAAGCAUGGGCACUUAGUUUAUAUUGAACUCCCCUUAGCUUAACUCAGUUUUACAAAUCCUCUUGGGGAAGGAUCUACUAGUUUUGUUGGAGAAAGGUUAAUCAACCAUUGUUCUUUUGUGCACCAUCAAUAAACUAAUUCAAAUAAAAUUUAACACUUCAUUUGGAAUAUGACUUCAGAUUAUGCUGAUCACAUUUGAAAUUUAACUGUAUUAAACUGUUUGAACUAAAGAGUAAUACAGUAUUGAGGAUUCAGUUCCAAAUAUUGGCAUGGGUUUGAAUCACUUUGGGAUUCUAAAUUUCUGAAAAGUAAAUAGAAAAAGUACAUGUGACCAUUACUCUCAAAUUAAUGAAAAUAAAUUCCUUAGAUAUGUUUUA